Molecule: messenger RNA, 894 nt
Organism: Gossypium arboreum
Lineage: Eukaryota; Viridiplantae; Streptophyta; Magnoliopsida; Malvales; Malvaceae
Exons: 2
Coding region: 1-894 (297 amino acids)
Source: RefSeq, a predicted model, not a curated record
AUGUGUAAACGUUUCGAUGAGGGUUUGAAUGAAGAAAUUAAGCUGUUGAUUGGAAUUCUUGAGAUACUAGAAUUCGCUGCCUUAGCUGAUCGGGCUAAGAAGGCCGAAGGGGUUAACAAUGAAAGGAAGCAAGCCAAGAGAGAGGCUCGAGUAUCAAGUAAGAGGACUAGUACGAAGGCGCAUUCUUUUCCUAUAAAGAAAUCAAGGAGUCGCCAAGACCGCUCCACUUCAUCAGUGGGAUACUCAGGCAAUGCAAAGAGUUCCAAGCGCCAUAACCCAAAGUCUUCUUAUCUUUCAGCCACAAAUAUGGGAAGCGUUGAUGAUCAAAGACCGAAAGAUUGCCCGGAAAGAUCGAAUAGAGAAGUUGAGCUAGCUCCGAAAUCAAUUGCUCUUAAUUCUCGGAGUAGACCUCCUAGACCUCCCGAAAGUGCUAGUGAUAGUCGAACAGUUUCCAGAAACUCCACUGCAAAAUCAGAGGCUCGAGCUCUAGCAAGAACCUAUGCGAUCCGUGCUCGAGAGGAGGCCUCUGCUCCUGAUGUCAUAACGGGUAUAUUUUCUCUUUAUAAUACUCGUGUUAUUGCUUUGAUCGAUCCGGGGCCGACCUAUUCAUACAUCUAUAUGAAAUUGGCGUCUAGUAUGAACUUGUUUAUAGAACUCACUAAAUUUGUAAUUAGAGUGUCGAACCCUCUAGGCAAGUCUAUCUUGGUAGAUAAAGUUUGUAAGAAUUGUCCCUUGACGAUUCAAGGCCAUUGGUUUCCGGCCCACCUUAUGCUCUUGCCUUUUGAUGAGUUCGACGUAAUUCUUGGCAUGGACUGGUUGACCAUUCAUGACGUGGUUGUAAAUUGUGGUAGCAAGUAUGUUGAAUUGACGUGUCCUAAUGGUGAGACUCUCUGA